This is a messenger RNA of Ipomoea nil (Japanese morning glory), 3021 nucleotides long. RefSeq lists its product as uncharacterized. The record is from RefSeq and is a predicted model, not a curated record. The transcript is spliced from 3 exons. The coding region runs from base 1 to 3021 and encodes 1006 amino acids. Lineage: Eukaryota; Viridiplantae; Streptophyta; Magnoliopsida; Solanales; Convolvulaceae.
AUGCCGGAAGGAGACGAUACCGGUGUAGAGGGUGGUGGAGAAGGUGAGGAGGAGACAAGGAGGGUUGUCGGACGAUUUUUGACGCAAAAGUUGAUAAAACUGGAUUUUAUGAGGCAGGUGUUAGCAUCAGUCUGGCAACCGGUGCAUGGGGUACAGGUAACGGAGAUCCAAAGGGGUUUGUUCUUGUUUGUUUUUUUCCACAAAACUGAUAUGGAUUAUGUUCUCAAUGGGGGUCCCUGGGCUUUUGAAAAUAAUGCACUUGUGUGUCGGGAGGUGAAAGACGGGGUGAAUCCAGUGGAUGUGGAGCUAGAUAUGAUUGAUAUGUGGGUACAGCUGCAUGACAUGCCAAAGGGGUACACGUCUCAUGCAAUUCUGGAACAGGCAGGGAAUUUUUUGGGCUCUUUUGUUAAGCAUGAUGAGAGAUUUGAAGGGGCGCCAUGGUUAACUUUUCACCGUAUUCGGGUGUCAAUUUCGGUUGAUAGGCCGCUUAGAAGGAGGAUGAGGUUGAUGAAGAGAGGUGGGACUACGGUAUGGGUCAAUUUUAGGUAUGAACGGCUGCAUAAGUUUUGCUACUUUUGUGGUUGUAUGGGGCACUUGCAUACUUUCUGCAUACACGCGAGGGAGGCUGGAAUUCUUGUCGAAAGGUACCUGUACGGUCCGGAUAUGCGAGUUGGUGGGUCCCGGAGCGCUCCUAGAGCGGUUGGGGAUAGCUGGCUUGUGCCGGUUGGCGGGAAACCACGACCACUGGGAGUCAAGCCACGUGUUGUUGGGUCAGUGGAUGGGGGACAGGGAAAUGGGGGUGUCACACCCAUGAGUAUGUCUGAGGAUGAGGUGGUGGUGGCUACGGCGAAGCGUCGUAGGCAUGGGACGGAGGGGGGAGAGGAUAGUGGAAAUGAUGAGAUGGAGACAAAGGUGCCACGGGUACAUGCAGAACGGAUCCGUGUUACGCUUGGGUAUGCGGGUUUGUUUUAUGUUGAUAACGAUGGAUUGAGUGGAGGAAUGACGCUUUUAUGGAAGAAGAAUAAUACGGUAAGACUAUUAAGCUACUCGCAGAGUCAUAUUGAUGUGGAAGUAAGCUUGUUUAAUAAGUUAUGGCGCAUGACAUGUAUCUAUGGUAUCCCCGAACGAAAUAGGUGGGAGGAGACAUGGGAUUUACUUCGCACUCUGAAGGAUAGAUCCUUGUUGCCCUGGGUGGUGAUAGGGGACUUUAAUAAUCUUCUAUAUCAGCCUGAGAAGAAGGGGGGAAAUCCGUAUCCUAAUAGUCUGUUACGGGGUUUCGGGGAUGCUGUGGAUGACUGUGGUUUGAUGCAAAUGCCAAGGAGAGGCCACCAAUAUACGUGGCAAAAGGGAAAGGGGACGCCGAAUUGGAUAGAGGAAAGGUUGGACAAGGCUCUAAUAACGAAUGAUUGGGGUUUGAUGAAUGAGAAUGCAUGGUUAGAGAACAUUCGAACCCGGGCUUCGGAUCACUCGAUCCUUUUCCUCAGUAUUAAUGCGAUUUGCAUGCCAAGGGGAAGGGGGCCGCGGAGAUUCAGGUUUGAGAUGGCUUGGCUGUUAGAUGAGGGGUGCAAAGAAGUAGUAGAAACGAGGCAAGAUGCCAUACGGAAUAGGCGAGAUUUGGUGGCACUAGCUGAGUACCAGCAGAUUGAGAAUUCCCUGAAACGAAUAAAGGCCCAGGAGGAUGUGUUCUGGAGGCAGCGAGCCAAGCAGUACUGGCUACGCGGGGCUGACGCAAACACAAAAUUCUAUCACAAGUAUGCCUCUGCACGUAGGAAAAAGAAUUUUAUUUCUAGUAUUAAAUGUGAUGCUGGUAACUGGGUGGAGGGGGAUGAUAUGCAUUCCACUAUACUGAAUUACUUUGACAAUAUUUUUGCCUCUAAUGGAUUGAGCUGUGAUGAUCCGCUAUUUGGGGUCCUAACCCCACGAGUCACAUUAGAACAGAGUAUGAUGCUAGACCGCCCUUUUGAAACUGAUGAGGUUAAAGAGGCUCUUUUUUCAAUGUAUCCGGAUAAGGCACCGGGUCCGGAUGGGUUAAACCCGGGUUUCUACCAGCAGUUUUGGGAGAUAGUGGGAGGAGAUGUAUUUGGCUUUAUAACGAAUGCGUUGAAUUCCUGUGUAUUCCCCGAGGGAUUAAAUGAUACUAACAUUGUUUUGAUCCCUAAGAAAGAGAUGCCUGAGACAGUUGCAGAUUUAAGGCCGAUUGCGUUGAAUAAUGUCAUUUACAGAGUUAUGGCCAAGAUGAUAGCAAAUAGGAUGAAAACACUAAUGGGAGGAUUAAUAUCAGAAUCCCAGAGUGCUUUUAUCCCGAGAAGGCUAAUCACUGACAACAUCUUGGUAGCGGCAGAGGUGGGGCAUUAUCUGAAUAGAAAGCAGUGUGGUGUAGUGGGUUGGGGUGCAUUGAAGCUAGAUAUGUCAAAGGCCUAUGACAGAAUGGAGUGGAACUUUCUAGAAAGGAUGCUGACUGUUAUGGGUUUUAGUGAGAAGUGGAUAAAGCUCAUUAUGCUGUGUGUAACGACUGUUAGUUAUACUGUAAUGGUCAAUGGUAUAGCAGGGGGGCGUGUAAAACCAACCAGGGGACUUAGGCAGGGAAACCCUCUCUCUCCGUAUCUAUUUAUUAUUUGUGCAGAGGCUCUCUCGAUGAUAUUACAGUAUGAACAGUUGGCAGGCUCUAUACAUGGAUGCAGAGUAGCAAGGGGGGCACCGCCUGUAUCACAUUUAUUUUUUGCGGAUGAUAGUCUCCUAUUUUUUAAAGCAAAUAUCCCGGAAGCGGGAGUUAUAAGGCAGUGCCUUGCAAGGUAUGAGAAAUUGUCAGGCCAGGUGGUGAAUUAUAAUAAAUCUAAUAUAUGUUUUAGCAGAAAUACCCAGGAGAAUGACAGGGCACAGGUAGCGGAUUGUCUGGGGGUGGUGCAAGCACCCAAUUUUGGGAAAUAUUUGGGCCUACCUUCCUUUGUAGGGAGAAAUAAGAGAGCUGUUUUUUUCAUAUGUGGAGGAGAGGAUCAGGCAACGAAUUGGUUCGUGGAGUAA